Messenger RNA from Clunio marinus, 1405 nucleotides. Lineage: Eukaryota; Metazoa; Arthropoda; Insecta; Diptera; Chironomidae. The record is from the annotation of a GenBank genome assembly.
UGCCACAUAGAUAUUGGUGAAAGUUUAUUUGAAAUAUUAUUCUUAUUUAAAGCUAGAUUAUUGAAUAAAAUCAUUCCAAAAUGGCAACUGCUGAAGAUAUUCAAAAACAAAUAGAAACUCUUCAAAUUCAACUUGAUAGCCUUAAACAAAAUGCGAGAACAAAAAUUGACAAAAUGAGUUCAGAAGUUAAAGAUUCUAAUCCAUAUUCAAGACUCAUGGCUUUACAGAGAAUGGGAAUUGUUAAUGACUAUGAAAGGAUAAGAACAAAAUCAGUAGCUGUUGUUGGUGUUGGAGGAGUUGGAUCUGUAACAGCUGACAUGUUGACACGAUGUGGAAUCGGAAAAUUGAUAUUAUUUGACUACGAUAAAGUGGAACUAGCCAAUAUGAAUCGUUUAUUCUUCACACCUGAUCAAGCUGGAUUAUCAAAAGUCGAUGCUGCAGCUAAAACUUUGAGCUUCAUUAAUCCAGAUGUAGAGAUUCUCACGAAUAAUUACAACAUUACAACAGUUGAAUCAUUUGAGAAAUUUCUUGAUGCCAUCCGAUUAGGAGGAAUUGAAAAAAACACGCCAGUUGAUCUUGUCUUGAGUUGUGUUGACAAUUUCGAAGCACGAAUGGCAAUCAACACAGCUUGCAAUGAAUUAAAUCUCAAUUGGUUUGAAUCUGGAGUGUCUGAAAAUGCAGUGUCAGGUCACAUUCAGUUUAUAAAGCCUGGUGAGCUUGCUUGCUUUGGCUGUGCACCGCCUCUUGUCGUAGCUGAAAACAUUGAUGAAAAAACUCUUAAACGUGAAGGUGUCUGUGCAGCAAGUCUUCCGACAACGAUGGGAAUUGUCGCUGGAAUGCUGGUUCAAAAUACUCUCAAAUAUUUGUUAAAUUUCGGUGAAGUCUCUAAUUAUCUCGGCUACAACGCUCUCAUUGAUUUCUUCCCUAAAAUGGAUUUAAGACCAAAUCCUCAAUGUGAUGAUCGAUGGUGUUUGAAACGACAAAAAGAAUUUCAAGCUCGUCCAAAAGUUGACAUUCCAAUUGUGGAUGAGAAAGUUACAGAAAUUGUUCAUGAAACUAAUGAAUGGGGAAUCGAACUUGUCAGUGAAGAUGUCAAAGAAGCGCCAACUGUUUCUUCAACUGGACUUAAACUUGCUUACGAUCCUAUAAAUGAAUCAAAAUCGAACGAAAUCCCUGAAAAUCAAACAACUAACGACGAUGUGAGUUUGGAAGAAUUAAUGGCUCAAAUGAAAAAUAUUUAAUUUUAUGCUUUUCCAUAAAUCUUAUCUACAAUAAAACUAUCUAAACAUGCAAAACUAUCCAAGUUUUCUUUCUGAUUGUCGUUUAUGUGAAUUUAAGACACUCCGAAGGUGACAAUCGAUGAACUGUUCUCUGGUUUCAUCAUUAAGCAUCCUCCAUUCAUUCC